CAUUGUGAAAACUUGCCAAAACAGGUUCCUGGAAUUACAGCAUUCAGAAAUCUUCCUGCUAAACUUAAUGAGGAUUGCCUCUAGCUUUUAGUGGUUAUGGCAGUUUCUUUGACCUAUAACUCUUAGAAAUCAAGUAAAGAGAAAAAAUAUGAUUAGACAAGCUGUUAAUAAAUCAGUAAAUAAUAACCAACAGGGUUCUGAGAUGCUGUCACAUUCCUAAAGAUGCAAAAACGCAUCUUGUCGCGUUAAUUCUCCACAACAAAGGAACUCCUCCAACUAUUCCAUGUGGGGAAAGCACCUUUGCCUGACACCUACAGAGUUGGUGGUUUGAAUUCCAGCAUGUUUUACCUGUACUUCUGCGGUUCCUCUCGGUUUCUUCCCCUAGUCCAAAAACAUACACUGUAUACUGAUUGGCUACUCUAAAUUGAUCAUAGUAUGUGAAUGGCUGUGUGUGUGUGAUCGUGUUCUGCAGUGGGUUGGCACCCAACCCAGGGUGUCCCCUGCCUUGUGUACCCAAGUCCUCCAGGAUAGGCUACAGUCUCCCUGUGACCCAGUGUAGGAUAAGCAAUAGAGAAAAUGUUUGGUUGGAAGUCAUUCAGUCAGCAGAAAGCCACAAGAUGUAAGGAAGAAUAUUCCAGAGGUUUUCAAUGAGUGAGGUCUGUAAUCCCAGAUUACUGUCUGCUCCUCAUCCAUGGGAUUAGUGAAGACACCAGGGUGUAAACACACACGCACACACACAUUCUCGUCGCUCUUCACUAUCCAAUUGUCAUUUUAAGCUGAACAGAAGUUAAUGAAUAUAUAUUAAAAAUCUUUUUUUUCCCACAACACCUACAAAAAGUCGGAUAAGUGUCACUGACAGGUUGCAAUCUCUUGGAUUUGGAGUCAUGGCACUGCUGAAAGCGGGCUGGAUCUGGCGGCAGUCGUCCGUCCUCAGGCGCUGGAAGCUGAACUGGUGUGACCUCUGGAUAGACGGAAGUCUGUUGUUUUAUAAGACAGAUUCGAGGAAGGACUAUGAGACCAGAGUGAGUCUGAAGAGUACAUGUGUGAACGUGAAAUCUGGCCUGGAGUGUGCAGGCGUGUCUCCACCAGAGAGCCACCCAAGGGAGAAUCUAUUGGUGUUGUUCCUGAAGGACGGCUCCACUGUGUUCCUGUGUGCUAACAGUGAGGAUGAGGCUCUGGCUUGGAAGCUGACAAUCGUGGAAGCAAAGCAAAGUCCUUUCUAUAGUUAUGAUCCCUAUAAUGACACAUACCAGUCUGUUCCUGUUAACGGACACAACGCCAUGUACAUCACACCAGGCAACGGCAGUGGAGGUACACAUCAUGUCUGGGUGCACAGGGAGCGCUGUGAUGACUGGAUUGGAGAGCAGAUAGCACUGGGUUUGCUGGCUGGCAUGGCAGUGGGCACAGUGCUGCGCUCAUUCCUCUGGAUCCCUCUCUGGUACUGCUGAUACAGUAGCAGGCUUCAAGGUGAUCCUCACCUGAAGCCAGUAAGUUGAGAGGAAGUAGAGAAAGCCCAGGCUCUUAAAGACAGCUUCUGUAGGCUACCAUAAGCUAGGCAAAAAGGUAUUGUAUGGCUGUGUAAAUAUGUAAAUAAGUGAAGAAGUGUCAUAUAGAAGAGCAGGAUGAUGGAGAAGACCAAAGUGGUGUAUCUAUUUUUUUCUAUUAUCCAUAUGUCGGUUGCUAUUUUGACAGCAGGGUUGGAAUAUCUUACAUAUCUGGCCUAGGAACUACACUGAGCUCUAAUGUAAAACCUUUAAUUAGUUAUAUCAGAAUUCACCACUAGGGGGCAGACACACUGCAGCAAUGCAAAUAAAUGGACUUGUUGCCUAAACUUGUUUUCUGCUUUAUCUUCACUCGGGUUAAAGCUUGUAUAUCACAUAUUACUCUCAAAAUACUGUAAAUGUAGCAUUUGUAUAGUGUAUUUGGGCUUUCAAAUACCAGCAAAAUCUGUUUUCAAAUUUCAAUGGCUAAAAAUAUUCACCCUUCAUGUAUAAGUAAGGAAUAAAUCACAGGAUUUGAGAUAAUUUGGUGUCGAAAUCCAAAUAGUUUACACAAAGGACACCUUUCAGAUAUUGGGGAGUUAUUAUGUUUGUCACAUUUAUUAGUUAUUUUACCAGUUAUACAGUUUAAGCAGUCAUGCUGUAAUGAAUGAAGUGAACGAGUCGGCUCUUUGAACUGGUUCUUUUUUUAGGUGACCAGUGAGAGCCGAAUCGCUUUGAGACGUUCUUUUGAGUCUUUCUGUGCAAUUUAAUCCAAACAUUUGAAUGAAAUUUGUCAUAAAUGCAUUGGCAGGUUAAAAAAAAAGAAAAUAAAAUGACGAUAGGCAGUACUAUCUGUUGUAGAUUAUAGGAAUCUAAAAAGUCGGUUCUUCCUAGCUAGCUGAGUCAAAUGAUUCACUGAAAAGAGUCAAAAGUUCCCAUCACUAAUAUACGGGGUCGUUUACUUAAACGAAGCAACAGUGCUUUCGGGAACACGUGUCUUUGAAACCGUGUAAGGCCCACAAUAGUAAAAUAUUUAGGAUUUAUAACUGGGAGUCAAAUUUGAUGAAUGAACCGAGCAAAAUGAUCCGACUCCGCCAAAAUUUUCAUUACUCAGCAUAAACAACAUUGACGUCAAAUCAUUGAUAUAAAUUCCAGUAAAUACAAAAUCAAAGAAUGCGACAUGACAAACACAUUUAAAUAAAUCUAAUAUUAAUCUUGAUUUUUUUUUGUAUUAUAUUCAUCUUUAUAUUAUUCUUUAUAAUAACCUUUUGUUCUAUGUUUAUGUUCUGUAAAGCUGCUUUGAGUCAAUGUCAAUUGUAAAAAGUGCUAUACAAAUAAAUUUUAAUUGAAUUGACAAUGUUCUAACAUUUAAAAAAAAUACGUGUUUAAAAAUGAAUGACGUGCAGAAUUGAGAGUUAUCAUCUGAGCUUUACGUGCUAAAGCAGACUGCAUCAAGUAUUCAUGUCUCUGAGCGUCGCAUAAGGAGCCGAUUCAUUAUUAAAGCCCAGUUCUAAAGACUCCGCUCCUCUGUGACAGUACGUUUCCACUGGAAGACGUUUCGGAGGAAAGGUUAAACAUUUGUACCCAGAUAUUGGAGGUGGUACAGAAUCUGGAAAUAGUGCGACUUUUUGAGCAAGACCUCACUCUAGUCUUCUGUGCUGUAACGUGUAUUG
Tachysurus vachellii is the source of this 3154-nucleotide messenger RNA. It is a transcript of the gene plekhb1, whose product is annotated as pleckstrin homology domain containing B1. Lineage: Eukaryota; Metazoa; Chordata; Actinopteri; Siluriformes; Bagridae. Gene Ontology annotation, cellular component: membrane. Gene Ontology annotation, biological process: regulation of cell differentiation. The record is from RefSeq and is a predicted model, not a curated record. The transcript is spliced from 6 exons. Bases 885 to 1448 code for a protein of 187 amino acids.